Messenger RNA from Musca vetustissima, 663 nucleotides. Its product is annotated as leukocyte elastase inhibitor-like. Gene Ontology annotation, molecular function: serine-type endopeptidase inhibitor activity. The annotation marks the transcript as partial. Lineage: Eukaryota; Metazoa; Arthropoda; Insecta; Diptera; Muscidae. The record is from RefSeq and is a predicted model, not a curated record. The transcript is spliced from 2 exons.
AUGAACAUUUGCUUAUUAGUCAUCUGCCUACUAAGCCUCGGCUGUCUAGUCUUCAGCAUGGAUUCCAAGGAAUUUACCCUAGAAUAUAUACAACACACAUUAAAUUCCACAAAUGAAGAUGAAAACUUUGCCAUAGCUCCGCAUGCUGCCUAUGAGCUUUACCAAGAUCUCUUUGAAUCUACAUCGAUUUAUGGUUUCCGCCCACAAACACAAAUGGAAGAGGAUCCCCAUUUACCCAAGGCCAUACUCAAACAUGAAUAUCGUAAUGAAAGUUAUGUCGAACAAAAUAUCACCAUGAAAGCUCGUUGGACAUUUAAUUUCCAAACACGUGAUACAAGUAAGCGGCCUUUUCAUCAGCUAGAUUCCGGGGAUCGUACAUAUUUGGUGGAUAAUUUACGGAAGGAUGAUGUUUUUCGUUAUGCUUUCGUUGAGGAGUUGAAUGCCAGUGUUUUGGAGCUGCCAUUACAUUUACAUGAAAUAAAGUUGUUGAUUAUUUUGCCCGAGGAAGAAAAUGGUUUGGAGGAGUUAAAGGAUCAAUUGGUUGAGAAUAUGGAUAUGGUGGAUUAUAUUAGUAAAACUCAGUUCGCUAUGACAUUGGUGCGGGUGAUGUUGCCGAAAUUCUCUUUGGAGGAUGAACAGGAUUUAGUGGAGUUUUAUGAUGAG